CGCCAUGGAGACCAGAUCCGGGCUUGAGCAGCAGGUAGCUGAGCUAGUGCAGACAUUGAAGCAGCCCAACAGUCUGAUUCCGGGCAGAGGUUUGGCUACACCUCCAGUAGCUCAAUGUUAGUGGUGUGAGAGCUCCAAUCACCUAGUGGAGGACUGCCAGGCUAUGAGGGAGUCUACCACACCCCAGGAGCAGUUGGCCUUCAUCGCCAAUGCGAGGCGCCUCGAUCCAUACAGUAGAACAUAUAAUGAGGGGUGGCGCCAUCAUCCCAACUUUGCCUGGAGCAGCAACACCACUAAACCACCUGGUUUCCCAGCACCAGCAGGUGGUUUUCAGCAGAGGCAACCCUUCCAGGCUCGCCAGGGGCCAGACCCACAGCAGCAGCCCUACCAGCCUAGGCAGGGCCAGCCAUUCCAUCAGCCCCAGCGCCAGUUUGCCGAGCCAGCAGCAGCUCCGGCCCCAGAUGACAGGAUGACGAAGCUGGAAAACAUUCUAGCUUCAUUCAUGACUAGCACCCAGGCUGCUAUCACAUCACUGGAGGCAGGUCAGCGGAACCAGGGUGCCAUUUUGCAGGAUCUGCAGACCCAGGUGGGCAUCUUGGCCCGCCAAAACACUACCAGGGCACCGGGGACUCUGCCUGCCACCACUGUUCUGAAUCCUCGAGAUCCUCACCAGCAUCAGCAGCUGGAUGCCAUUUUUACCAGGAGCGGUAAGACCAUAUCUGCUGAUCCUAUCCCGGCCAGACAGGAGGAACCACUGCCUGCUUCAGCACUUCCAGCCGAUGAUGCAGAAGUGCGGGUGGAGAAGGAAGCCCCUGCUCCCAAGCCACAACCAGUGGUUAAGGAGCAUGUACCCCAGCUUCCCUUCCCCACUCGCCUACACAAGGACAAGCUGGAGACUGAGUUUGCCAAGUUCAUGGCAAUGUUGAAGCAGCUCAACAUCAGCAUACCGUUCAUGGAGGCACUGUCGAAGAUGCCCAAGUAUGCCAAGUUCAUGAAAGAUAUCUGCACCAACAAGAAGAAACUUGGGGAUCUUUCGACAGUGAUGCUCAGUGAGGAGUGUUCUGCCAUCCUGCAGAACAAGCUGCCCGAGAAGCGCAAGGAUCCAGGGAGUUUUACUAUCCCUCUUACUAUUGGCAGCAUGCAUGUAGGAAAGUCCUUGGCGGACCUAGGCGCUAGCAUUAACGUCAUGCCAUAUAAGUUGUAUAAAAUGCUAGACCUAGGUGAACUUAGCCGUGCUAGGAUGAGCAUUCAAUUAGCUGAUCGUUCUAUUGUGCAUCCUAGGGGAAUCAUAGAGGAUCUGCUUGUUGGUGUUGGUGCAUUCACAUAUCCUGUUGAUUUUGUUAUUCUUGAUAUACAUGAGGAUGUGGAUGUGCCCUUGAUUCUAGGUAGGCCAUUUCUUGCCACCGCCAAGGCACUUAUUGAUGUGCAUGAUGGUAAAUUGAUCUUGCGUGCUGGGAAUGAACAGGCUACUUUUUCUGUGACUGAGUUUGAUCACUGUGCUAUGAUUGCUGUCACGCCUGUGCAUGCUAUGUCUGAUCAGGUACACGAGCCUUUCGUAUAUCCUUCUGCUCCUCUCAUUGUGCAGGACCCUCCUAUCAUUCCUUCGCCGUCACUCCAUCCAGCCUCGCCUCCGAACAAAAAGCUCAAGGAGGAGUGGCGGCCGAAGCAGCAGGUUGCUAAGCCUGCACGGAAGAAGAGUGGAGACCACUAUGAGCUGGUCCCACCUCCUGCACCACGACCACCCUGGCCGUCUGGGUACUCGCUCACCUGCAUCUUACCAGAUGGGCAGGUCGAGCUGACUGAUGAUGGUGGUCGCAUCCGUCGGGUGCAUGGCCACAACCUGAAGUUGUACCUCAAGAGAGACGUGGAUCCGCUCUUGGAGGCACCUGUUCCUGCACCGCCCUGAGUAUCCACCAUGGGCGUCCAGCUAAAAGACGGUAAAGAAGCGCUUGUGGGGAGGCAACCCCACCACGGUUUGAUUUUCUUUCUUGUGUUUUGAGUCGGAUUGUAACCCGGUGUGGGUUUGGUUUGUUUUCUUUUGGUUUGGAUGAUAUUUUAUUGGGCUGACCAUUGAACCUAACAUAUUGUGUCUGAGCUCUUCUGUUUCCCUUCGGCUGUGCUUGCCCCGACUGGCCCGUUUCCAGUCUCCUGCAGUCCAUGCAUACCGGUAACAUCGUUUCCCUUAUCCUUCCCUCUUCUCCAUUGAGGGCAAUGUCGAGCUUAAGUGUGGGGGGAUGUUUAUCUUUUGACUGCAUUAGAUCCGUUUGUGUGCUUGGAGCCUAGUCCACUAUCCAAAUUUUUAAAUUUGAGGGCUCCAAGUACGUGUUUCCAUGCAAUUGCCUGCUCAGUAUGCUUUGAAUUGACAGUCUUUAUAGUAAUAUGCAACCUAGGGAGGUAGUGUAGCACUAUGGAGGAUGUUGAUGCAUUUAAGAAGUCUCAUUUCUUCUUCAUAUUGAGUUGGUUGAUUGAGUGAAUUAGUGAUCUUAGGACCCUUGAAUUGUGUGGUGUUGUGGAUUCUCUGCCUGUCAUGGACUCUUGUAUCAUGUUUUGAGUUUAACAGGUGCUCGAAAAUGUGCUUCAAAAUAACGUCUCCCGUAUGAAUAGGGAGAAAGUGUGUAAGGGGAGACGGGAAUCCAUUCCCAAUUUUCACCUACUACCUCCAGCCCCCUUACAUGUCUUUCCCCCGCACGAGGCUCGAGACAUCCGCUCCUGGCAUGGCCGGUAAGAGCAGGUUGGGACCCUUGGAAAAAAGAGAAGAAAAAAUAACAGAAAACAAGCAAAACAGAAAGAAAAGGGGUUCCAACCAUCUUUAAGCAGAAAAUAGAGAACCUAUGAAAAAUGUGAGUCCAUGAUCUUUUGUUUCUGAGAAUCUCUUCAUCCACAGUUCAUUUGUCCUCUGUUCACUGUUUGCCAUGAUGCCGACUCGCCGAAGAAGCUAUGAGAUGACUUGUGCGUCGGUUGACCUCGUAAGCUGCUAAAUGAUCUAGGAAGUCCUCUAUCUACGAUCUGGGUUGUUUGUUGCUAUAGAGGUCUGGAGAGUUGCAUGGGUUUGAGUUAGGUUUGCUUGGGGACAAGCAAACGGUAAAGUGUGGGGGAGUUUGAUAACGAUGUAAUUGCACAUGUUUGCGCCCCUAGUUCUUAUCCGUUUGAGGGGCAUAGUCGUGUUUUUUGGCCUAUUUUAUGCCGGGUUGUGCUAUUUUGUCAUGUUUCAGGUCCCAGGCGUCAAAGGGAAGGCUAACCACGAGUUUCAAGGCAUUCGGAAGUCGUUUCGGUGAGCUGCCAAAACACGGGCAGCCUAAAGCAUUACACGGUCGUGUACUGCUGGCCGUGCUUUUUAUGCCGAGAGCAAAUUUGGUUUGGCCAAUUCAGUUGCAAACACGGGCACUGAAGCACGGCCGUGUUCAGUCAAAGCACGCCCGUGUCCAUCGCGAAGCACGGCCGUGUUUCCACCAGCUGCUGGCCGUGUAAUUAAACCUUGGCCGAGACACGGGCGGAGUCAGGCAAAGCACGGCCGUGCCCUCGACCGUGCUUUGGCCACUGAUGCUUUUAAGCAGAGUUUCAGCCACAAUUCAAGGGGAUUCGAGUUUUUGAGAGAUAGAACGAUUUCUAGAGAGAGAAAGUGACGAGCAAGAGUUCCCAAGUGCCCUAGAUUGAUCUUCAACACCAUUGGAGGCCAGCUUGAGCUUGGAGAAGUGCCAAUCAACGUCCAGAAGCAGGAAUCCAUCCUUCGCAGUAUGAAUUCCGUGUCUGAUUCUGCUUUUGCUUUCUUCUCCAUGGAGUAGUUCUCCCAUUCAUCUGGGUAUGGAGAACCCUAGAUUUGUAUGUUAGGCUUUGAUUGUAUGAACCCAAGUACUGAUUCUGUGAUUGAUUAUAUUCGAUUGAGGUUUUAAUGAUUGAAUGACUUGAAUCCUGAUCAAAUUCCUGUUGUUUCUGAUUUAACCUAGAAUGAGAAUAUCUGCCUAGGUUAAUAGAGUAUCCUUGAUUGAAGGUAGGGAGUUGGUGACUUUAGUCGAGGAACCAACUCACUAUUCUGUACCGGAUUUACUCCGGUAGUGGAGGUUUUGUUCUUAGGGCCUCAAUCUGUCUACUCCGGUGGAGGUUAGUCGCCCGCUAGAGGUUCAGAUUGAGAGGGUCUGAAGACCUUUAGUCGAGACUUCAGGCUGUUUAAGAACCUUCCGCAGUAUAAUCUUCAUAGAAACUGAACUUGGUAAUUGCAAUCCGGCUUAACUGCAAUCUAGGGGGAACCAUAUCCGGGUGACCUCUUUAACCUGAAUACAACAGUUUACUUGCU
Linum trigynum is the source of this 4291-nucleotide messenger RNA. NCBI's taxonomy places the organism in Eukaryota, Viridiplantae, Streptophyta, Magnoliopsida, Malpighiales, Linaceae. The record is from the annotation of a GenBank genome assembly.